AUGGGCUUCGCUUUGGAGCUCUUCGCGGAAGCCGUGGACCCCGCUUUCCAGUGCCAGCUGUGCGGCCAGGUGCCGGAGGAGCCCGCGUGCACGCCUUGCGGGCACGUCUUCCGCGCCAGCUGCCUGCUGCCCUGGGCGGCGCGGAGGCGCCGGUGCCCGCUGCAGUGCGCGGCGCCGGCGCUGGGCGAGCUGUGCCGGGUGCGGCCGCUGCGCAGCCUGGUCCGGCAGCCGCGAGCGCAGCGUGACUCCCGCGCCCGGGGCUGCGGCUACCGGUGGGGCCGCGGGAGCUGGCUGCGCACGGCCAGCGCUGCGCCUUCGGCCCUGCCAGCGGCUGCGGGGGCGGCGGGGAGGAAAAGCACCGGGCGAGCACGACCCGCCGAGGUGGGGACACACGUGGGGGGCGUCGGGGCCAGAAGGACGCCUGAGGGAGGCAGAGGAAGGCGCUGCAGGACAGCUCGUUUGCUGCGGGGCGGGUACCAGAAGUUGACCCAGUACAUGGCGCACACGUGCAACUUCGGCGGGGACCCAGGAGGCCGCGGCCAGGACAGAGAACAGAAGUCAUUCACUGUUGUGUUGGAAAGAGAAGAUGGUACUUUGGGAUUCAACAUAAUAGGAGGCCGCCCAAAUCAGAAUUACCAGAAACAACCAGUAACUGAAGGAAUUUAUGUUUCAAAAAUUUUAAAAGAUGGACCUGCAGACAGAGCAGAUGGCCUGGAGGUUCAUGACAAAAUCAUUGAGGUCAAUGGCAAGGAUCUCUCAAAGGCCACCCAUGAAGAGGCAGUGGAAGCUUUUCGAAACGCCAAAGAGCCCAUCGUGGUACAGGUGUUAAGGAGAACUCCCCUCAGCCGGCCGACAUACGGCGUGGUCCCAGAAGUACAGCUCACGAAUGCCAGCACGCAGACGGACAUCACGUUUGAACACAUCAUGGCGCUGGCCAAGCUUCAACCGCUCACCCCUCCGGUGCCGGACACCUGUCCCUUUCUGCUUUCAGACAGCUGCCACUCUCUUCAUCCGAUGGAGAACGGAUUUUACGAAGACAAUGAGUAUGUUCCCAGCUUGCCUGCUGACGCUGACAGAGCAGAAGACUUUGAAUAUGAGGAGGUCGAGCUGUGCCGCGUUAGCAGUCAGGAGAAGCUGGGCCUGACAGUCUGCUACCGAACCGAUGAUGAAGAAGACACAGGCAUUUAUGUCAGCGAGGUUGACCCAAAUAGCAUCGCUGCCAAGGAUGGCCGGAUCCGAGAAGGGGAUCGUAUUUUACAAAUAAAUGGGGAAGACAUCCAGAACCGAGAAGAGGCCGUGGCUCUGCUGUCUAGCGAGGAGUGUAAGAGAAUUGUGCUGCUGGUCGCCAGGCCCGACAUGCAGCUGGACGAAGGCUGGCUGGAAGAUGAAAGGAAUGAAUUCUUAGAAGACGUAAACUCGGAGAUGCUGGAGGAAGAACCUAAUGACGGAGCGCAGUGCACAGCCAAUGAGCUGCAGCAGCCAAAAAAGCAGGAGGAGGAAGAAGGCACGACGGACACGGCCACAUCCUCUUCCAACAACCAGGAGAAGGACAGUGGCGUGGGGCGCACAGAUGAGAGCUUGCGCAACGAUGAGAGCUCAGAGCAGGAGAAUGCAGCCGAGGAAGCCCACAGCACAUCUCUGAAGAGCAAGAGAGAGCUGGGCCAGAGCCAGGACACCCUCGGAAGCCUUGAGCUUCAGUGCAGCGGGAGCUUUGCCGGGGGUGAGUGCUUGGACUCCGACUGUGCCAGCAACCACGAGGUGUGUGAAGGAUUCCAGCAGCUGCUGGAGCUUAAGAUUCGAAACCACGGGGACUACGACCUGUACUACUCACGCAGCACAAUUGAAUGCCGUCAAGGGGAGCAGAGCGGGGUAGAGCACGAGCUGCAGCUGCUCAACGAGGAGCUAAGGAACAUCGAGCUAGAGUGCCAGAAUAUCAUGCAAGCUCACAGGCUCCAGAAGGUGACGGACCAGUACGGGGACAUCUGGGCGCUGCACGACGGAGGAUUCCGAAAUUACAACACCAGCCUAGACACGCAGAGGGGGAAGCUGGACGACAUCAUGGAGCAUCCCGAAAAGUCGGACAAGGACAGCUCGAGCGCCUACAACACAGCCGAGAGCUGCAGAAGCACCCCCCUGACUAUAGACAGGUCCCCGGAUAGUUCUCUCCCGAGAGGGAUCAACCUCGCCAACAAGAAAAACCUGAGGAGCACAACGACAGCCCAUCAGUCCCCUUCCAGACAGAGCACCAAGGAAUACACAUCUACCAAAGCCAAAAGCGCCGAGGAAGGCUGCAGCACCGAAAGCCCGGAGAAGAGUCUGGAGAACACCCAGCUUCCGGAUCAAGAGGGCCUGGCCAGGGAGCACACCCCAUACCUGUCUCCUUACCACAGCUCCUCCUACAGGUAUGCCAACAUCCCAGCACACGCCCGGCAUUAUCAGAGCUACAUGCAGUUAAUCCAACAGAAAUCCGCCGUGGAGUACGCCCAGAGUCAGCUCAGCCUGGUGAGCAUGUGCAAGGAAUCGCCAAGGGGCUCAGAGCCCAAGAUGGAGUGGAAGGUCAAAAUUAGGAGCGAUGGGACCCGGUACAUAACAAAGAGGCCAGUGCGAGACCGGAUUCUGAAGGAACGUGCCUUAAAGAUCAAGGAGGAGCGGAGCGGCAUGACCACAGACGACGACACCAUGAGUGAGAUGAAAAUGGGGCGGUACUGGAGCAAGGAGGAGAGAAAGCAGCACCUGGUCCGGGCCAAGGAGCAAAGGCGGCGCCGGGAGUUCAUGAUGCGGAGCCGGCUGGAGUGUCUCAAGGAGAGCCCGCAGAGCAGCGGCGAGGGCAAGAAGGAGCUGAGCAUCAUUGAACUGAGCCACAAGAAGAUGAUGAAAAAGAGAAACAAGAAAAUUUUGGAUAACUGGAUGACAAUUCAAGAACUGAUGACCCACGGGGCGAAAUCUCCUGAUGGCACUAGGGUCCAAAACGCCUUCCUGUCGGUGACCACCGUAUGACCAGGCGGAUGGGACAGCUGCCUUACAGAGCACGCUACCAGUUUCGGUAGAGAAUGAUUGCCUCGUUCAAUGUGGCGUUUUUAUAUAUAUUUUGUGACUUUUACAGUUUAAAUUUUUUGUAAGAAAAAAAAAAUACCCUGUACUUUUUAAUUUGCUUUUCAUACGCUGGUACCUUCUUUGGCUAUUAUCUUUCUGUAACUUGUGAUAUAUUCAUAGCGCUCAUUUAUAGAAAAAAAAUAAAAAUAAAACAAUGAAAAAAAGAAAAAAAAUGACAAAAAUACUAAGGACCUAAUUGAUUUCGUAUUUUAAUGUAUCUAUUGUAAGUUAAAAAUCUCGAUUUAUUUCUCUAAUUUUCUUAUUUUCUAUUUUAAUAACUCAAUGCCAAAACACGCCUAUGCCCGCUUACUGGCAUAGCGAUUACUAAACCGAAUCUGCAUUUAAACCACGUGCCGCAUCUUGUCUCAUACGUGAAGUAGCACCCCUUCUUACAGCCUGUUGUACAUUUAACACAUACACGGCAGUCGUCUUUGUCUCCGUAAAGUGUGGGUGGACAAUCUUCCUGUGAUACGUAGUGACACUGGUCAUGUAGCUAGGUAAUUGUGGUAAUUUGUGACAAUUAAAAAAAAAUAAAUUAUUGAUUAUCCAUAAGCAAAGUUAUCGAGGACUGUUCUUUUCUUUGUCCACUGUGGCUAACUUGCUUAGUUGUACAUACACUAUUAGAAGACUCUUAGUUGUGAAUUAUAAAUUGUGCGCUUUUUCUACCUUUUUUUUUUCUUUUCUUCAAUAAAGUCGUUUCUGAAACACUACUCACAGGUCAUUGUGUCACAUCUUCCUUCCCAGAGCAACUUAGAAAAUAAAUGAAGUAUUUCAAUAAUGCUAAAUUGCCCUUCACGACCCUCUAGUCUGACAUUUGCAUGUGAGAGAGGCAAAAACAUAUUUCUGGAAGAAUGAAGAAAAAAAAAACUAUUGAUGAAAGGUCUCCUUCAGAUACAACUGUUUCACCUGUAAAACUCACAUUCUCUGAGAGGCUUCAACAAUGGCAAGUUACCUCUCAUCGCUCUAGAGGCUGUUAAAUCGUUCAACUUGGGUAGGACACAAUCCAGUCUGCAACACUGCAUGUUCAUUUAACUGAUCACCUAAAAAUAAAUUGUGGGAAGCCAUUUUUGCAGCAGUUUUCAGCAUAUUCAAUUACAUGCUUUACAUGUCUUUAGCAAAGAGUAUGUUGUUAACCGGCUGGGAAGAUUCUGUUUUUUAACCUAGCUUUUUGUUGCUUAAACAUUUAACCAUGCCACAUGCCAGUCAUAAAUGCCUAUGGAAUGAAAGAAGAUGUUAGCCAUGGGUGUAAAAUUUCCUUUAACCUGACAGGCAUGGCACCUAGAGAUGUCUCAAGCUGAUGUCCUGCAUGAAACCUUACAAUGCCUGCAAGUUAGCUCUUCAACCAGUCUUGGGCCUCAGCCCUAGGCUCAGGUCUUCUCAUAGCUCGCCCAACUCACCCGCUGCUCCGUCUACUGAGGUCUGAAUCACUCCUGCCCCCUUCUCACUGACGUUAGUGCCUCCUACUUUUGCUGAGAUUUUUGAAACAAAUCUUAUACCUUAUUAGAAUGAAAUCACAGACAGAUCUUGGGGGAAACUGUGAUGAUGACAACACAUUUUCUUAUCUCUUCAGAGUAUACUGGUAUGCACAUUGUUCUUCCUUGGCAAUUUAUUCAUAAUUAAAUCAUAUACCUAGAUUGUCAUUGUCUCCCUUUCUAGACUUUAAGUUCAUGUAAGGACAGUCUUGAAUCCCCUUGCUUUGUAAUUCUCUGAUUAAAUUCCAUUUGAAUAGUACCCUAAAUAUUUACUCUAAAUUAUUUUAUGAAUUUGCAUUCCCCUGCUUAAUUCUGUUGCUGCGAUUAAACAGAUUAAAACUCUGACCAAAAGAAACUGGAGCGGAGAGGGUUUAAUUUCAUCUUUCCCUGCCCAUCAUUGAAGUGAGUCCACAUGGUAACUUGCUUGCUGCCUCUGUCUCUGUAAUUCUCUCCUGCUCAGCUAGCUUCCUUGUACAACCCUGGACGAGGUGCCCAGGGAAUUGCACCACCUGCAGUGGGCUUGGCCUCCUACAUCAAUUAUCAGUCAAGUCAAUUCCUCAAAGACGCGGACACAGACCAACCAGAUAAAAGUAAUUAUUCAACUGUGAUUGCGUCAAGUUGACAAGUGAUGUUACCUGAACAGCCCUCCAUAGUGGUCCUUUUGCUGCUGUUCUCCUACCUUUCCAUGACUGCAUCUUUUUGAAAGGCUAUUCCAAAAAGGGAAAGAAACUAAUUUUAUUUGUCUAUAGUAGAAAACUGGACUCAAAUUUUAUAAUAGUGAUAAUAAUAUCAAAGUAAAGCAAUUGAAGGUUUUCUUCUUAAUUCUAGCCAUUGUAAAUGAAAUUGCUAAACUACUCCAAUGUACACUGAAAUGAUCCUUCCUUUUUUCCUUCCUUACUUCCUUCUUUCAUUCCUUCCUUCUUUCUUUCCUUCCUUCCUCUCUUUCUUUCUUUCUUUCUUUCUUUCUUUCUUUCUUUCCUUUCUUUGACACCUGCUGUGUGUUGAAUAUCACCUUUUGUGGCCACAUCUUGACUUGAGCCACGUACUGCUGGCACGCCUGCAUCUUUCAUCAGACUCAAUUCAGCCUGGUUGCUUGUUUUCUGUUGGGGGUGGGGGUGUUGCCUUUCAUUAGCAUUGGUUCUCGGCCUCAUAGUCUUUGUAAUGGCAGUGCUAUUUACUUGUUCCCUUGCUGCUGCUUCACCUGUACAUUUAUAAAGCUCUAUGGUUUCAUUUUCAAAAUGCACAGAUUGUUUCCAGGGGACUUAAGACAGCCAGAGAUGAGGAUGUCACUGUCCCAUGACAGGUUACUCAGGCCACUCUCCGUCCUAUUCUGCCAGGGCAGCAACAUCUGCUCUCCUAAACACCACUUCCUCAGUGCACUUGGAUAAGUUUAAAAUCUGAGUUCGGUGACUAGUAUUUAAGGAUUUCGUGUGUCUUUCUUGUGUCUUCUCUCAGGACACUCCAUGGAGCUUCCAAUUCAAACUUUGAGAAACCGAUGCCUUUGGUAAAUGGUUUUUCUGAUGAUCCCUUAAACUAACAAGUCUUUAAAUUUUAAUGAAUAUGCAAUUAAAUGUUUCCUUUAUUGUUUUCUAUUAAUUAAUUCACACAGUAUUUAUGUGAAUAAUUAUCAAUGCAAUUAACUAUAUAUAGAUAUAC
Meriones unguiculatus (Mongolian gerbil) is the source of this 6221-nucleotide messenger RNA. RefSeq names its product PDZ domain containing ring finger 4 (gene Pdzrn4). Gene Ontology annotation, molecular function: protein binding. NCBI's taxonomy places the organism in Eukaryota, Metazoa, Chordata, Mammalia, Rodentia, Muridae. The record is from RefSeq and is a predicted model, not a curated record.